GAGCAGGUGUGUAACGGGAAUUAGGGCAUUCCCCAAAUCUGCAGAAUUGAUUUUAGAGUCUAGUUUAGGGUUGCAUGAAAAAUUGGUGAGUUUAAAAGGUGAUCAGCUUGCAGGAUGAAACAAGCACUCCUGCUAGUGGAGCAGAAUUAGCUCCUGUGAGGGGAAAGGCUGGUUAGCUGGGAACUGCUUUGUCUGGAGCAAAUCCUCAUGAGUACUGUGCAAGUUAUGGAAUGAAUUCACUUUUAUCAGCUGCACAAGAGAAUGGGCUUGUUAUAUCUCUGUACUGAAAUCUGCGGCAUUUCUUCCAAAGGACCGUGACAGCUUCCAGCCGUGCUCCCGGAACCACAGAUACCUGAAGAUGAAACCAUGAAGAGCAAGCUGAGUGAAUAAUAAUAAUGCUUUUCCGAAACCGUUUUCUGUUCUUGCUGGCCUUGGCAGCCUUAUUAGCCUUUUUGAGCCUCAGUCUACAAUUCUUGCAUUUAAUCCCAGUGAACCCUGUCAGGGAAGAUGGGUUGAAUCCUAAGAGCCGGAAGAGAAUAAUGCCUGAUUUGCUGACGGAGCCUCCUGCCAUAGACCCCGUGUAUGAAGCUCACGUUUACUGCAAUGUUCCCAGCAUUGCUGAGCGCAGCAUGGAAGGUCAUGCCCCUCAUUAUUUUAAGCUGGUGUCAGUUCAAGUGCUGAUUCGACACGGUGAUAGAUAUCCCCUGUAUGCCAUUCCCAAGACAAAGAGACCUGACAUCGACUGUAUGUUGGUGCCCAGCAGGAAACCUUCUCAUCCUCAGCUUGAAGCCUUCAUUAAGCAUAUGUCCAAAGGGUCUGCAGCCCAAAUGGAUGGCUCUCUGAGCAGCCUGCCUCACUUCCCCAGUCAUUCCCUGUGUGAAAUGGGAGAGCUUACACAGACAGGGGUCGUACAACAUUUGCGAAACGGACAGCUGCUGCGGGAAAUUUACAUCAACAAACACAAACUGCUCCCUGGCGACUGGACAGCCAAGCAGCUCUACUUGGAGACCACAGGGAAAAGCCGAACCCUGCAGAGCGCGUUGGCGCUGCUCUACACCUUUUUGCCAGAUUUUGACUGGAAGAAAAUCAAUAUGAGGCACCAGUGGAGCACCAUUUUCUGCUCGGGAAGCUGCGAUUGUCCCAUGAGAAACCACUACCUAGAAGAGGAGCAGCGCAGGCAGUACAGCUUACGGGUGAAAAACAACGAUUUGGAGAAAAUAUAUGUGGAUAUGGCAAAGAUUGUGGGCAUUCCCACCAGGCAGCUGAGAGCUUCUAACCCAAUCGAUUCUCUCUUGUGCUAUUUCUGUCAUAACGUCUCAUUUCCGUGUACCAAAGCUGGCUGCAUUGGUAUGGAACACUUCAAAGUAAUCAAGAGACACCAGUUGGAGGACGAGAGAGAGAGGCAGGAAAAGAAACUUUACUUCUUGUAUGCACUAUUGGCCACUCAUCCUCUCCUCAACCAGACUGUCAAUCGGCUGCAGCGUAUUGCAGAGGGCAAGAAGGAAGAAGUGUUUGUUCUCUACUCUGCACAUGAUGUCACCUUGUCACCUGUUCUUAGUGCCUUGGGCAUUACAGAGGCCAGAUUUCCCAGAUUUGCUGCCAGAUUAGUUUUUGAGCUGUGGCAGGAUGGGAAGAGGCCCAAAGAACACUUUAUCCGCAUCCUGUACAAUGGUGCUGAUGUCACAUUCCAGACCUCGUUUUGCAAGGAUCAUUAUAAACGUUCCAGCAAACCAAUGUGCCCACUAGAAAAAUUCGUCAACUUUGUCAAGAGGGAUAUGUUCUUAAUUUUUAACAGUACAAGCUACUAUGAUGCAUGUCAUAGGAAAGCACUGUAGGGAAAGGCAGAGGAAAGGAGACAGUGUUAACUUAUGUCAGUGAUCUGUUUUCUAGCGGAGGCACGGUUCAGUUUUCCUGUAUUUUUCUGUGCAAGUACAGAAGGGUAAUGCUUGAAACAUUCUUCAAAUAGUUUUAUUUUCAUUCAGGCUGCAGAUGGCCUUCAGUAGAAGAGCAAAUGCCAAGGGUUAUGUGCGUGUGUAGGCUCACAAAUGCUGUUAACUGUUGUGAUAAACCAUGUGGGUGAAUGUAACCUGGCCCUUGCUUGAUAGAGUGAGAGAGCACAGACUUUGUGUUUCUCUGUUCCAGAGCAAUACUUGGAUAGCGUGAGUUUAAAGCCAAAACUACAUUUUUUUCCACCAUCAUCCCAGAGUCAUUUUAAGCAGUUCAUGUCAGGGUCAUGAUGAAUUCCAGGUGUCCGCAUUAAGGCAUUUGUAAGGAACUUUUGAAUUUCUUUACUCAGAGGAAGCCUUCUAAUAUUAUGGGGCAGGUCCUUAAAGCAAAGUGCAUGUAUGUGUGUGUGAACACUUCCCUGAGCACGUACAAAUGAGCGUGUGCCUUUUGCACCUCACAGACCUAGAAACCCUUGGCUACUGUUGCCAGUGCCAGAGAAGGGUGUACUGGAACAGGGAUACAAAACUCUACUCUUUGAUCGCACUUUCAGCACUUUGAAUAGUUCAAACACAGUCUAGAAACAUGUAAAGGCCUUGUGAUGUUAAAGUAGAUGGCAAACACUAACAGUACCACUAAACCUGAGUGGGAAAUUAGGGCUAGAAAUCAGUUUUAUGGUGAAGUGUUGGGCUCUUUCCCAUUGUGAGCAUGUUCAAGCCGUUGUGCUGUGGAACAAAUCAGUAUUUUAGGAAUUUGCUAUGGUGACUGCUUGAGACAGCUUGACUAAAUACUGAGAAAACUUUGUAGUUGAGUUAGUAUUUUUAUGGACUAGGAAGCUCUUAUUUUGUAAGACCAGACUUGUAAAUAUUGUACUGUGUAUAUUUAUAGCACAGUAGAUCUUUCUUACUUGUUUAGUUUGUAAAGACUUGUGGAGGUCACUUUUUAGGCAUUUUUUCCCUUGAUCAGGAUGUUUAGACUUAAGAGUAAACUGUCUGUUUUGGGUAAUUCGAACAAUGAGUAGAUAUGAAAAUUUCAGACUGCUUUCAUCUCUGUAGGAGUAUGUCUUGGUUUUGAAAAGACAGGUGUCUGCUAAGGAGAGGCAGGCCUCUCUAGGAAAUGAGGAAUUUGAAUCCUUCCCUCCGUGUUAUUAUAAUUUGGAAGAUUAAAAAAAUAAAACUUUUCAGUCAGAGCUAUGGGGAAAAGGAAUAACAGUCCUUUACUAGUAAAUAUAACAGGACAGACAAAAACCAACAGCAAUUAUAACAAUAGUAGAACAGAACCAAGAACCCCGAGGGCACACGGUGGAAGCUCCGGCGCUGAUGGCUGGAAGCCGGGCGCGGUGGACUGUCCUCCGCAGGCAGGGGGUGUCCUCGGCAGGCAGAGGUGGCAGUGCCGGAGAAGCUGCAGCGGCGGGACCCGGUCUCACCCAAAAUCCAGCAGGAUAGCGAAGAAAUUCCGAAUUCCUGGAUACUCCAACAGAUGGUAGAAUUCCCAGGACCAGACUCCUUCGUUACCCGUGGACUCCAGAAGCCAGCCGUGGCCCGAUCCGUGCUUCCCCCCCCGGAAGAAGAAAAGAAAAGAAAAAACCGCGAGAUCCCCCCACCCUCCGCUCUCUCCGGGAGCUUUUUUCCCUCCCCCAAAACUAAGUUAUCAGUUCUUUUGUCCACGUUAAGCACUCAGCACUUAGUCUCCUAGCAACUUGGGAGGGGGGAAAAAAUUCCACAGAGACUUAAACCCCAACAUUAUCCACCCCGAAUUUUUUUCCCACACCAACAUAUUAUAUUGAACUUAAAUCUUUAAAUAAUAUACAUAUAUAUACAUGUGAAUAUAAAUACAGACACAGUCACAGUGUUCACCGAAAAACAAGGUCCCCUUGAGGUAUGCAGCGGGUCCCUCCAUCCUUUUGCAUCACCCACCAUGUGCAGCCAGGUCCCUGAGCAAAAACAACCCCAGGAGCGGGAUUGUCUUUGCUGGAGGCAGAAUUAAUCCAAACAGUUUUUCCCAGCAUUCCUCUCAUGUGUACUACGGGAACUUUAUCUCCAUCUCUUGUUCCCAGGGGCUCAGAUUGGGCGGGGCCUGCUCGGUUGGUGGAACCUCGAGUGUUCACUAACCAGGUGGCCUUUGCUAAAUUAUUCUCCCAGUUCUUAAAAGUCCCCGCACCCAGUGCCUUCAAAGUGGUUUUAAGCAGGCCAUUGCAUCGUUCAACCUUCCCGGCUGCUGGCGCAUGAUAGGGGAUAUGGUACACCCACUCAAUGCCAUGUUCUCUAGCCCAGGUGUUUAUAAGGCUGUUCUUG
This is a messenger RNA of Hirundo rustica (Barn swallow), 4238 nucleotides long. RefSeq names its product 2-phosphoxylose phosphatase 1 (gene PXYLP1). Bases 396 to 1835 code for a protein of 479 amino acids. The transcript is spliced from 6 exons. Gene Ontology annotation, cellular component: Golgi apparatus. Gene Ontology annotation, molecular function: phosphatase activity. Gene Ontology annotation, biological process: dephosphorylation; glycosaminoglycan biosynthetic process; chondroitin sulfate proteoglycan biosynthetic process. The record is from RefSeq and is a predicted model, not a curated record. Lineage: Eukaryota; Metazoa; Chordata; Aves; Passeriformes; Hirundinidae.